Syngnathoides biaculeatus (alligator pipefish) is the source of this 4353-nucleotide messenger RNA. It is a transcript of the gene traf7, whose product is annotated as TNF receptor-associated factor 7. Gene Ontology annotation, cellular component: nucleolus. Bases 356 to 2320 code for a protein of 654 amino acids. The record is from RefSeq and is a predicted model, not a curated record. NCBI's taxonomy places the organism in Eukaryota, Metazoa, Chordata, Actinopteri, Syngnathiformes, Syngnathidae. Gene Ontology annotation, molecular function: protein binding; zinc ion binding. Gene Ontology annotation, biological process: ribosomal large subunit assembly; Notch signaling pathway. The transcript has 22 exons.
UUUGCUACAUUAGCUCUUGCGUUCGGGAUUGGAUACAUGAACGUGUGCGUGUGAUUGAGUGAGCACAGUGAAGGAGAGCGAGCGAGAGCGAGAUGAAAAAAAAGGAAUGUAGGAAUAGGUCUACAAACUUGGAGCAACGCUGUUGCUGAAACAAUGGCCUAGACAACUACUGGUCUGGUUGUGUGUGCUUCCCAUCCUUGUGUCCGUCGUUAUAAGCAGGAGCCAGACGUCGUGCUACAGCAAAUAAUCCGGUAAAACAGCAAGAGUAACAGCUACCAUUGCCAGCGACCCCAACACCCCAACGGCUGACUCAGCUAGUGGGGUGAGACAAACUGCAGUACACACACAGAGCAGGAUGGAGGCUUCAUUCGGUCCAACCUUCGCAGCCGUUGCGGCUGGAGCUAAAGUAGAAGCAUCCAGCAGUUAUAAGCAACAUAGAAGAACUCCCUCCUCCUCCAGCACCUUGACCUACUCCCCUCGGGAUGAUGACGAUGGAAUGCCACCCAUCGGUACUCCUCGGAGGUCAGACUCAGCCAUCUCAGUGCGAUCGCUCCAUUCCGAGUCCAACAUGUCCUUGCGAUCCACUUUCUCUUUGCAUGAAGAGGAGGAAGACAUGGAGCCCCAGGUAUUUGCUGAACAGCCAUCAGUAAAACUGUGCUGCCAGUUGUGCUGCAAUGUUUUCAAGGACCCUGUUAUCACCACUUGUGGGCACACCUUUUGCAGACGAUGUGCAUUGACCUCAGACAAGUGUCCUGUGGAUGCAGCGAAGCUUACGGUUGUGGUCAACAACAUUGCGGUUGCGGAGCAGAUUGGCGAGCUCUUCAUUCACUGUAAAUACGGCUGCAGGGCAACCGCCAGUGGGGCAUGCGCGGGUGGUGCCUCCAACCCCACAGUAGCGGGGAAACCUGGAGCGUAUGAGGUGGACCCAGUGGGCUGCCCGUUCACGAUCAAACUAUCUGCACGCAAAGAACACGAAGGCAGUUGUGACUACAGGCCUGUCCGGUGCCCCAACAACCCCUCCUGCCCUCCACUUCUCACCAUGAACCUGGAGGCGCACCUGAAAGAAUGUGAGCACAUCAAGUGUCCCCAUUCAAAAUAUGGGUGUACUUUCAUUGGUAACCAGGACACAUUUGAAACACACCUCGAGAUGUGUAAAUUUGAAGGGCUGAAAGAGUUUCUGCAGCAGACUGAUGACAGAUUUCAUGAGAUGCAGCUGACUUUAGCUCAGAAGGACCAAGACAUUGCUUUUCUGCGCUCUAUGUUGGGCAAAUUGUCUGAGAAAUUAGAUCAGCUUGAAAAAAACCUGGAGCUGAAAUUCGACAUGCUGGAUGAGAAUCAGAGUAAACUGGGGGAGGACCUAAUGGAAUUCCGCAGAGACGCUUCCAUGCUCAAUGAUGAGCUGUCCCACAUCAACGCGAGACUCAACAUGGGAAUCCUGGGCUCAUAUGACCCUCAGCAGAUUUUCAAGUGCAAAGGCACAUUUGUUGGCCAUCAGGGACCCGUUUGGUGUCUUUGUGUCUAUUCCACCGGAGACCUGCUCUUUUCUGGCUCCUCAGACAAGACCAUCAAGGUAUGGGACACGUGCACCACCUACAAAUGUCAGAAAACCCUUGAAGGACACGAUGGCAUCGUGCUGGCCCUCUGCAUCCAGGGAAACCGCCUCUACAGUGGCUCUGCAGACUGCACCAUCAUUGUGUGGGACAUCCAGACCCUGCAGAAAGUCAACACCAUUCGUGCCCAUGACAACCCCGUUUGUACGCUGGUCUCCUCCCACAACAUGUUGUUCAGCGGCUCCCUCAAGGCCAUUAAGGUGUGGGACAUCGUGGGAACAGAGUUGAAGCUGAAGAAGGAGUUGACUGGGCUGAAUCACUGGGUCAGAGCACUCGUGGCCUCCCAGAACCACCUGUAUAGUGGAUCAUAUCAGACCAUCAAGAUUUGGGACAUCCGUUCUCUUGAGUGUGUCCACGUCUUGCAGACCAGUGGGGGCAGUGUCUACUCUAUCGCUGUCACCAAUCACCACAUAGUGUGUGGCACCUAUGAAAACCUGAUUCAUGUGUGGGACAUUGAGUCCAAAGAGCAGGUGCGGACUCUGACUGGUCACGUGGGGACAGUUUACGCGCUUGCCGUCAUCUCGACACCUGACCAGACCAAAGUGUUCAGUGCCUCCUACGACCGUUCACUAAGGGUAUGGAGCAUGGACAACAUGAUCUGCACCCAGACCCUGCUCAGACAUCAGGGCAGUGUCACAGCUCUGGCUGUGUCCCGUGGUCGCCUCUUCUCUGGAGCGGUGGACAGCACAGUGAAGGUGUGGACAUGCUAAACAGAUAUCUUGAUGAGUUUGUCUGUGUCAGACAGACAUCCCAAAUGCCAACAUUUCCUUCUGUUUUUUUUUUCCCCCCCACUUCACAACCACACUCCAAUAAGUAUUUGCUCAAAGAGCUCAAACAUUUUGACCCUUCAUGGUCAUCAGGACCAAUUGUUGGACUCAAGGUCGUCACUGAUCUCAUCACAUUGUGCAUUAUGGCAAGCUGUCAUAUGGUUGACCGACUGAAUGCUUUGUGCCUGUAAAUGUGUCAGGAAGCAAGACAGGAUUUUAGUGACCUGCAGACAGUCCUGCUACAUCAUAGGCUGGUUUCACAAACCUGCUUUUUACAUGUAUGUAAUAUAUACAGCCUCCUGAAUUUCCUGUUUACAGUAUUUUGUAAAAUGAUAUUAAACUUCAGGAAGACUGAAAAAUAAAAAUACACGUGAUCAUCAUUUCCGCUCCGCAACUCAGCUUUGCGAAACCAGCCUUUAUAAGAAUCAAGUUUAAUAAGAUAAACGGGAUGUCAUUCAGCCACUUAUGUCCAAUACUUGUGUGUAACGUGUGUUGUGUACAUAUACAUCUAUGUAUAUGUACACAGAUAUAUAAUAUACAUACAGUUGAAGGUACAAACUCUGUGCAAAAACACAUUUAAUUUUUUUUUCACUGUCUGAAGUCACAUCAGACUAAACUUCUCCUGUUUUAGGUCAGUCAAGAUCACCAAAAUUGUUUUCUUCAAGGUCAAAAGUUUUCAUACAUUUCCUUACUAUGAGAGGCAAUUCCUUUGAUCUGCAUGAUUUGAGUCAAACGUUGUGUGUAACUUUCCACAAGCGUACUCUGCUGCAAUCCUGGCCCAUUCCUCCUGACAGAAGUGGCGUAACUGAGUCGGUUUUCCUUGUUCGCACACACUUUAGCAGAUCUGCCGACCAAUUUUCGAUGGGAUUCAGAUCAGGGCUUUGUGAUGGCCACUCCAAGACAUUUGACUUUAAACUCUAACCACAUUUCAAUCCUUUGGCCAGUAUGCUUACGGUCAAUGUUUAGAAGACCCAUUUGUGUGUAAGUUUUAGCUUCCUGGCACAUGUUUUGAGUUAUUCCCUUAAUAUCUCCAUGUGCUGUUCUCCCUUCAUGAUGCCAUCUAAUUUUUGAAGCGCUCCCGUUCCUGCUGCGUUAAAACAGGCUCACAACAUGAUGCCGACACCUCCAUGUUUCACAGUUGGUAUGGUGUUCUCAGGUCUGCAAGUUUCCCCCUCUUCCCUCCAGAUGUAACAUUGGGAAUUACGGUCAAACAGCGCCACUUGAGUUUCAUCAGACCACAGGACAUGUCACCAGAUAAACUUUUGAAUUAUAAGAAAAUAAUUUCACUAAGGUCCUUGUGGCAUUUAACAAAAUAAAAUACUUCUGGUGAUCUUGACUGACUUGAAACAGGAGAGGUUUAAUCUGAUUUGACCUCAGACAGAGAGACGAAAAAAAAAAUCAAAUGUAUUUUUGCACAGUGUAUGUAAGCUUCUGUGUUUUGAUGAGUGCCAUAUCUGAAACGUUCAAGGAUGAGUUACUCUGUUUAACUUCAUGGCAACAAGGAGUGUAACACAUUAACAGAAUCACGCUUUGUUGUGGGCGGAUGUGCGUGCGUGUUCAGUCCGCAGGAAGUGAUGGCAGACUAAUAAACUCCCAGCAGCCAAUGCAGAUAAAGUGCCACUGGGCGAAUGUGAUGUGCAAGCACCCAUAUUGGGUUAAAUAUAAGCCUGUAGUCAUAGCAACAUGUUGACCCACAUCACAUUUGUAAGUAGGGUGCACCCACAGAACGUAUACUUUAAAUGUGAGAGUUUCACAGAUGGUCCAAAGUAUUUUGCGUUUGUUAUAGUGCACAUUUUGGCCACUACUAGAGAUUUCUUGUGUACGUGUAAUUAUGUAAUCUUGAGUUGAUCAUCAAUAAAACUUGUACACUUUGACAAUGGAGUGAUGUAAUUGUGCUAUCAAACUUAGUAUUUAUGUUCCUUGAAGUGAUGUCGUGACAAAAGUGAUGUUUUUGUUUUCAUGUACGGUGUAUUUAC